Molecule: messenger RNA, 4143 nt
Organism: Vollenhovia emeryi
Lineage: Eukaryota; Metazoa; Arthropoda; Insecta; Hymenoptera; Formicidae
Product: E3 ubiquitin-protein ligase TRIM37-like
Exons: 16
Coding region: 459-3755 (1098 amino acids)
Biological process (GO): protein autoubiquitination; negative regulation of centriole replication
Cellular component (GO): aggresome; peroxisome
Molecular function (GO): ubiquitin protein ligase activity; tumor necrosis factor receptor binding; zinc ion binding
Source: RefSeq, a predicted model, not a curated record
GUGAAAAUAAGAUCAACCUCUAUCUACAAUUUGUAUCUUCUCGGUAGCGGACGUAGUGGUCAUGCGCGGAGGCGGUGUGCCCCCGUUUUUCGGAACGCCUGCCUUCCGUCCCGCUGUCACACGCUGUUUACGGAGCGUAUGCGGGAGGUGACGGCUAACGGUGCUUUUCUCCCUAAAAUUCGUAAACGCCGACGAGACGAGAGUUGACGUGUACGGCCCGCUCCUGCCCGCGAGGGAGACCGCAACGAGCACCGUCGCGGCCGAGACCGCGCGAGCUCGCGAUCGAGCGCGAUGCCUCGUGCGACCGACGCCGCCGGACCGAACGCGUCGCGGUGAUCCAAUUCUGGGACAUGUGCCUCGCGAACGCUCGCGGACGGCACGCUCCGUGAGCUAGCUGGUCGAUACUCGCCGAUAACGUAACUUCACUUCACUCGUGCGCAACGUGCCUCGAACGAAGGAUGGCCAGCCGGGACCCGUCGGUCUCCUCCAAACUCGCGGACGACCACAGCGUCGAGACGUUGGCGGAGGUCUUCCGAUGUUUUAUUUGUAUGGAAAAGCUGAGAGAUGCGCAUCUCUGCCCGCACUGCAGCAAAUUGUGUUGUUACACCUGCAUUAGAAGGUGGCUGACGGAGCAGCGUUCCCAGUGCCCUCACUGCCGGGCCUCUCUCCACUUACACGAACUGGUGAAUUGUCGUUGGGUCGAGGAGGUCACCCAGCAGCUCGAUACACUGCAAGCUGUUUGCAUAUCUAACUUUCGGCACGACGAUUCCAACAGAGACAGAUGUGCGGCGCAUCAGGAGAAGUUAUCUGUGUACUGCUGGACCUGCCGCAAAUGUAUUUGUCACCAGUGCGCCCUGUGGGGAGGCACCCACUCGGGACACACGUUUAAGCCUUUAGAAGACGUGUACGAGCAACAUGUUACCCAGAUAAAAGCGGAAGUAGGUCAGUUAAAUAGGCGGCUCAUGGAAUUGAUCAGCCUUGUUCAAGAAGUGGAGAGAAACGUCGAGUCGGUGAGAGCGGCGAAGGACGAGAGGGUCAGGGAGAUCAGAAACGCGAUAGAAUUAAUGAUAGCUCGCCUGGAUUCUCAGCUGAAAGCCAAGCUGCUGACCCUGAUGGGUCAGAAGAAUUCGUUGACCCUGGAAACCGAGCAGCUGGAGGCUCUGUUACAAGAAGUGGAGUAUCAGUUGCAUACGUGCACGCGCUCCGAAUUGAUUGUUAAAAGCGCCGAGCUCUCUCGCAAGAUACACCAAGUUCGCAAAAAACCGAUGACGAGUUUCGUUACCGCGCCAGUACCUGCCGAUUUUCAUAGUGAAAUUGUGCCGGGCUACGACAGUGCCACAUUUGCCAUGCAAAACUUCACUCAACUUCAACUUAAAGCUGACCCGGUAUAUUCUGCGCCUUUGCACGUGAAUGGGCUGUGCUGGCGUUUGAAAGUAUAUCCGGAUGGCAACGGAGUUGUACGCGGAAAUUAUUUGUCAGUAUUUUUGGAGCUCAGCGCUGGACUGCCAGAGACCUCAAAAUACGAAUACAGAGUUGAAAUGAUCCAUCAAGGCUCCCGCGAUACGAGUAAAAAUAUCGUUCGUGAAUUUGCAUCAGAUUUCGAGAUUGGCGAAUGUUGGGGAUAUAACAGAUUCUUUCGGCUAGACUUACUCGCGACAGAAGGUUACUUAAAUACAGAAUUGGAUACCCUUAUAUUGAGAUUCCAAGUACGACCACCGACAUUUUAUCAACGCUGCAGAGACCAACAAUGGUACAUUAGCCAAUUAUUGACAGUCCAAAAUCAAUAUAUCACUCAGAUUAACGAAUUGAAGGAGAGACUAGCGAUAGAAAUUUCUCGUAAUGCGAUGGCGGCUACCAGAGCCACUAGUGGCACUGCGGUGUGCGGAGCAACUGUGAAUGCAUCGCCUUUAUCUCCGCAGCAACAACAGGAUGUAGGCGAUGCUAUGACCAGUUCGAAUACACGAACGAUCGACGCGUAUCCCACUACGAAUGGAACACCAGUGAGAUCGAUACCGACUACGCUUCCUAGUAAUAUUGGCAACUCAACGAUACCGGGGGAUCAAUUGCUGUCGAUGUGCGAUCUGGGCGAGCUCUCGAGUAUGCACACCCUCGGCUCUACGUCGACAUUGUCAUCGAAGACGUUGAAGACGCACCGUGCCAACAGCAAUCUGAACAUUAUCGAGGCCGAGAGUUCCUCAUCGCCACGCCGUGUCAACGACAUGGCGCUCGGGGAACGUCAAGCCGUGGGGAUUCACCUGGCUUCUUCGCCGUAUUCGUCGCCCAAUGUGCUCAGUCAGAAGCCGCUGAAUCUGUUAUCCAAUAAUAGCGCCAGCGAUCCUCUGCUGUCUGCAUCGACGUUAUCGUCGAUGACCAGUAGCGCGCAUCGAGCCAACGGCUCAAACGUCGCGGAGGGCGUAGCUGCGCAACGUUGCGCCAAUAACGCGUCUCCGGGAGAGUGCCAGACUGCCAACACCGGCGUCCGUUCCCCGUCGUCAUUCUAUUGUCAUUUGUCGCCGACGUUGAAUCUCUCGUCCAGCAGCAGCAGCAGCAGCGACAGUGGAGAAUUGAGCGAACACGACAUUUAUAUGGACGAGUGCGAACGCAACGAACCCAACAUCACGCUCUUGGAUUUGACGAAUGACGAAAAUGACGUGGAUGACGAGACGAUGUCGGGGGAGAACGACGUUGACGUUGCAAAAUCUCUUGCAUCGUGGGUUCAAAACAAGCAGCGUACUAAGCAACAAAACAAUAGGGAUACCGUCACAGAUACAUGCAGGUUGAGGGAAAUUAUGCUGCUGCACUUGUUCGAGAUGCAGGAUAAAAAUUCAGCAUGGAACUCUUUGUGUCUUGGUCAACAAGACGGGGGUUGCGAUUCCAGGAGCCCGCUCGCGAGUCUACGACGUCGCAGCUCCAGUCCGUUGCACUGCAGCACUUCGAUGCAAUCUACCGCGACGGCGAUGUAUUCGCACAAGCACCCUGAGCUCGACACUUCCGUUUGCAACGAUUUAAAUUUAAGUACCGACAACAAGCAUUCUAACUGCGCUUUUCACUAUUCUCAGCCGCAGGCGCUAUGCGGCGCUAAGGCCAAAUUGAACCGACUGCCAGGCAUCUGCCAAUCGGAGCUAGCUGCGACAAUGGCUUCUGGUGGUCAAAUAACCAGAUCCGAACCAGCGACGCGUUCCAAUUCAAUAGACUGCGAAAAUGAUAUUCCAAAGCUGCCAGUAGCUAAUAAAAUCAGUCGCGACGUGGAGUCGUCUAGACUGCGUCUAGAUCUGAUAGUGCCAAACGUACUCCUAGACAGUAACAAAAUCAUGUCGAAGCAUUUACUAUCUCGGCGCCAAUCGUCACCGAGCUCGUCCACUAGCAUGAAUUUAAUAAAUGACAGUAGCAAGAUAUUCGAGUUUGACCAGUUACUCGAAGCCAUUCAAUUGUCGCCGAGCUCGCAGAAAGAUGCGACUGCUUGUGGCGCAAAAUCAAGAAAGAGUACUUUGUCCGAUGCAAAGAACAACGCUUGCACUGCCAGUGGAAGUUCCGUUCCACUGUCGUUGGCGCAAGAGAGUACGUCAACGUCUACAAACACUGCUAUAGCGGAAAACACUAUCCCUAGUCCUAACAGUUACAGCUGGUCACCGGCAUUGUAUCAGCACAUACACGGGCAAAAAGCUGUUUUAGACAUAGCUGUACAAGGCUCUUCAAAUAAUACUCCUAGUAAGGCUGUCGACAAGUCCACAGAGGAAGCCGCCAGUUUGCCGUAAUAAUUUAAUUAUAACAUAGCAGCUCUGUGAUUUCCAUUUCGUCAAAUGUUGAUCAUAAUCGCGAGGUCGCGAAAGAAAGGAAUAAUUAUUCCGUCAAGUAGGAUUCUGGGAUGCAUGCACAUUUAUAUUGCACGUUUGAUUCUUCUCGUUUCCCGAAAAUCGACGAGAUAUCUCCGAGAUCUGUCACGUAUUACAUAGUACAAAAUAUACAUGUAAUUGCUCUGUCUUAGUUGCUGCAUAUGUGAAAUUUAUCGUAUUCAAAGUUGCAUUCCAAGAAGUACGUAGGCUAGAUGGUUUUAGAAUAGAUUAUUUAAUAAUUAUAAUAAUUAUUUAUUUCCCACAUGUGAGUUAGACGUCCGGAGAGAACAAUAAAUAAAGAUUAUUUAUA